Schistosoma mattheei is the source of this 5199-nucleotide messenger RNA. NCBI's taxonomy places the organism in Eukaryota, Metazoa, Platyhelminthes, Trematoda, Strigeidida, Schistosomatidae. The record is from the annotation of a GenBank genome assembly.
AUGCCUCCCAUAGUUGGUGGUGCGCCUCCUCUGAGGGAGGUCCGAGCGCUGCAGUUCGGUAUACUCAGCCCAGAUGAGAUUAAAGAAUUAUCCGUCACUGCAGAUGGUGGAAUCAAGUAUGCAGAGACCAUGGAAGGAGGGAAACCAAAACUUGGUGGGUUGAUGGAUCCUCGUCAGGGUUGUGUAGAUCGUAGCUCUAUCUGUCAAACAUGUAGUGGCAGUGUAUCAUCUUGCCCAGGACAUUUUGGUCACGUGGAACUUGCGAAACCCGUCUUCCACAUUGGCUUCCUUAAAAAAACUAUGAAGGUCCUACGCUGUGUCUGUUUCUAUUGUUCAAAGAUUCUAGUUGAUGUGCAGUCGUCAAGGAUCCAAGAAAUACUACGCAAAACAAAAGGCGAUAAUAGACGAAGAAUGUCUUUUAUGUAUGAAGAGUGCAAAACACGAUCUGAAUGUAUAUCUAAUGAUGAUCAAGUCCAAAGCGAAAAUGAUGUCAGCCUCAGUAGUAAAGUAAAACGCUCUGGUUGUGGACGUUAUCAACCUCGUUUUCGUCGUAAUGGACUUGAGCUUACUGCUGAAUGGAAAAAAGUAAACGAGGAAUCACAAGAACGGAAGAUUAAUUUGACUGCUGAACGCGUAUUAGAAGUUUUUAAGCGUAUGUCAGAUGAAGAUUGCUUAUCUCUCGGGUUUGAUCCACGUUAUGCACGACCUGAUUGGAUGAUUGCAACUGUUCUGCCAGUCCCUCCUCUGUGUGUCCGUCCUGCCGUUGUGAUGUAUGGAGCCACUCGUAAUCAAGACGAUUUAACACACAAGCUUGCUGAUAUUAUAAAGGCGAACAAUCAGCUUCGUCGAGACGAACAAAAUGGUGCAGCAGCCCAUAUAAUUGCUGAAGACAUCAAAAUGCUACAGUUCCAUGUCACAACCAUGGUUGAUAAUGAAGUUCCCGGGUUACCUAAGGCGAUUCAGAAGUCUGGACGCCCACUGAAGUCUAUCAAACAACGACUCAAAGGUAAAGCUGGUCGUAUUCGAGGUAAUCUUAUGGGAAAGCGUGUUGACUUCUCAGCUCGUACUGUUAUCACAGCCGACCCCAAUCUCAAUUUAGAUCAAGUAGGCGUCCCACGAACAAUAGCUCAAAAUCUAACUUAUCCUGAGGUAGUUACUCAAUUUAACAUAGAUCACUUGCAAAAGCUAGUACAGAAUGGAACCCUUUAUCCUGGUGCUAAGUUUAUAGUACGUGAGAAUGGAGAUCGUAUAGAUUUACGAUAUCAUCCUAAAGUUUCAGACCUAACACUUCAGGUUGGUUACAUUGUUGAGCGGCAUAUGUUAAAUGAUGACUUUGUGAUAUUCAAUCGUCAACCAACGCUUCAUAAAAUGUCUAUGAUGUGUCAUCGUGUUAAAGUCUUGCCUUGGUCUACGUUUCGUUUAAAUCUAUCUGUUACUUCACCUUAUAAUGCUGAUUUCGAUGGCGAUGAAAUGAACUUACAUCUCCCACAAUCUGUUGAAACGAAAGCGGAAAUAAGUCAGCUAGCCCGUGUUUCACGUUUAGUGAUCACACCACAAGCUAAUAAACCUGUUAUGGGUAUUGUCCAGGAUACGCUAACUGCAGUAAAUAAGAUGACGCAGCGUGAUGUCUUUUUAAAUCGGUCUGAAAUGAUGAACUUAUUAAUGUACUUACCAACUUGGAAUGGUCGUAUGCCUAAACCAGCAAUUUACAAACCUCAACGUCUAUGGACUGGAAAGCAGUUAUUUAGCCUCGUCAUACCUGGUCGAGUCAAUUGUAUUCGUACACAUAGUACUCAUCCAGAAGAAGAAGAUAUUGGCCCUUAUAAAUGGAUAUCUCCUGGUGAUACUAAAGUUAUUGUUGAUGACGGAGAUUUAAUCUCAGGUAUUUUAUGCAAAAAAACACUAGGUUCUGGUGCAGGCUCUUUAAUUCAUAUCGUUGCAUUGGAGCAUCAUCAUGAUCAAGUUAACAUGUUUUUCAAUAACAUCCAAACAGUGGUUAACAAUUGGCUUCUUAUAGAAGGACAUACAAUUGGUAUUGCUGAUACAUUAUAUGAUCAGGCAACUCGUCGCCAAAUUAGUGGUACAAUUACCAAAGCAAAAGACGCUGUAUUCGAAAUUAUUGAUCAGGCUCAUAAUUACGACUUACAACCAACACCAGGCAAUACACUUCGACAAACUUUCGAAAACAGCGUUAAUAAAAUUCUUAAUGAUGCUCGUGAUAAAACUGGUAGCUGUGCUCAGCGCUCUCUAUCUAAGUACAACAAUUUCAAUAUUAUGGUCGUCGCUGGUUCCAAAGGUUCUCGUAUUAAUAUUUCUCAAGUCAUCGCUUGUGUGGGUCAACAAAACGUUGAAGGUAAAAGAAUUCCCUUCGGUUUUCGUCAUCGUACGCUACCACAUUUUAUCCAAGAUGAUUAUGGUCCUGAGUCUCGUGGCUUCGUUGAAAACUCCUACCUUGCUGGUUUAACGCCCACUGAAUUUUUUUUCCACGCUAUGGGUGGUCGAGAAGGCUUGAUAGACACUGCAGUCAAAACUGCCGAAACUGGGUACAUUCAACGUCGUCUAAUUAAAGCUAUGGAAUCAGUUAUGAUCAAAUACGAUGGGACUGUUAGGAAUCAAAUCAACCAGUUAAUUCAACUUAGAUAUGGUGAAGAUGGGCUGGAUGCAACCCAUGUGGAGUUUCAGCGUCUUCCAACAUUCAAACCUUCUAAUGCUGUUUUUGAACACGGUUUUCGGUUCGACAUUGGCAACGAAAGAGUUCUGAGACGAUGUAUGCCCGAGGAUGUUGUCCGCAGUUUGGCUACAGAUUCACAAACACAAUCGGAACUAGAGUCAGAAUGGCUGCAGUUGUGUUCUGAUAGAGAAAUACUUCGUUCUGUCAUCAAAAAAACGGAUGACUCAGUUGUUUUACCGUGUAACAUUAAUAGACUAGUGAUGAAUGCUCAAAAAAUUUUCGAAAUAGAUCCGCUUUCAAAAACAAAUAUCCAUCCCAGACAAGUUGUUGAAAUGGUUCGAGAGACUUCUGCUAGAGAUGCAGAACGAACAAAAGAUGUUGUUGCACGACUAGAGCAUACUACUUUACGUAAACUGGUCAACAGCACUUACAUAUAUUAUGACCCAGAUCCCCAAAAUACCGUCGUUGAAGAAGAUAGAGAAUGGGUAUCCACAUAUUACGAGUUACCAGAUUUUGAUGUUAGCGCAAUUAGCUCUUGGAUGCUUCGCAUUGAGUUCACUAGAAAAGAUGAUAAUUUAAAGCUGGUCAUGAGAAUUCGUAUUAUGAAUAGUGACUUGGAAAAAGAUUUUAAGGAUGCUGAUACCACCUCUGAUAAAAUGGAAGAUGAUACAUUUCUUCGUUUUAUUGAAGCAAAUUUAUUAACUGAUAUUACUCUCCAGGGAAUACCUCAGAUCACAAAAGUGUACAUGCAUCUACCUAAAACGCAAGAUAAAAAGCGUGUGGUUAUCAAAGAUGAUGGAAGCUUUGAUACGGUUGCAGAGUGGAUGUUAGAAACUGACGGCACUUGUCUGAUGAGAGUUCUUGCUGAACGAGAUGUAGAUCCGGUACGCACAGUCAGCAAUGAUAUUGUAGAAAUUUUCGAAGCUCUUGGAAUUGAAGCUGUGCGUAAAGCAAUAGAAUGUGAGAUGCAUCAUGUCAUUUCUUUUGAUGGCUCGUAUGUCAAUUAUCGUCAUCUGGCGUUAUUGUGUGAUAUUAUGACUGUCAAAGGACAUCUCAUGGCUAUUACUCGGCAUGGUCUUAACCGUUUGGAUACGGGAGCUUUGGCUCGUUGUAGUUUUGAAGAAACAGUUGACAUACUUAUGGAAGCUGCUAUCCAUUCUGAGUGUGAUCCAAUGGCUGGUGUCUCAGAAACUAUUAUGCUCGGUCAACUGGCUAGAAUUGGGACAGGUUCUUUUGAUUUGCUUUUGGAUUCAGCCAAGUGUCAGGAAGCGCAACCUAUACCACUCGGUGGUGUCUUGGGAAUGGGUUUGUUCAAUGCACCAGGUUUCGAGGGUCUUGCUGCACUUGCUUCACCUGGAUUGGGCUUGACUAUGAAUGCAGAUGGAAUACCUGUACUUGGGGAUAGUGGUUAUCAUACACCAUGGGAUAACGCCCAUUCUCCUGUUGGUUCUGUGGAUUCUCCAAGUUACCGUGGAGGCCUUGGCGGCGCUACAGCUCCACAUAAUGCUAUGUUCUCCCGGCCAUGCUUAGACAGUCCUCGUACUCCGGAAGCAUUUUCACCAGCUGCAUAUGUUGGGUUCAGUAGUCCUAUGUCUUUUAUGGGUACUCCACAAACGGAAUUGGGUUCACCUGGCUCUAGUCCUGGACAUUCUGGGAGCCUCAGUAGUGGUUCUUUUGGGUAUGGAGGUCCUGGAAGUCUUCGUGCCGAUAUAUUUUCACCCAUACAUAAACCAUCCUACGCUGGCACAGGCAGCAGUUCAAGUUUCAGUGCUAGUGGGGAUAGCAACUCACCAACGUUCUCAUUACAACAAUCCUAUGAACCUAUGUCUGUCGGAUACACUCAACGUUCUCCACACCAUCCCAGUUUUUCAGGAUAUGGAAUGAUAUCUAGUGGGUCUCUUGGUCCGUCCAGCGAUUCACCCGAUAGCAUAAAUUAUUCUUAUAGCCCGAACAGUCCAAUGCCUACAGGUGGGGGUAGUUCAAUGAGUCGAGAUUUCAGCGGUUGGGGCGUUUUGCCUGGCUCAGAAACUCCUGGAGUCUCUCCAAGUUCACCUUCACCCGGUAUGAGCGCAAGCAGUUUAAGUGGUAGCAGACCAUCUUUUUAUCCAAAUAGUCAACCUGCUUCACCACUAUCAUUUAAUGCUUCUCCUUCUGCCCCUCGUUACAGUCCUCCGACGUUAGCUGGAAGUUCCUCAGUGGAAAGUUAUUCUCCACAGAUGACUACCCCCAGUUCUCCGGGUGGUGCUCCAAGUGGAACUUUGGGAGGACCAAGUAAUUCUCCACUUUCUUAUCCAACUACUCCAAACUAUCCUAUGUCUCAUGGUUUAAGUACUGGAACUGGCCUGGGAUCUUCAAGUCUUCUGGGCUAUUCAGGUACUGGUUUCUCUGGAUCCACCCUUGGCACCUCAGCAUAUAGCCCAUCAACUUUCCAUACUCCUUCAUCACACUACUUUAUGACCACUCCUCGGCCAGGUUCACCAUCUCCCAGUCCACGAGAGUAUUAUCCAACUCCUGAUACACGGCGAUAA